GCGCGCGGCUGCAGGCUCAGUUAAUUGUCAUACAGUGCACCAAGAGAGAGCAGCUAAGGAUAACCGCGAUAGACCUAUCAUAUUGUCAGUAUUUUUCCGAAGCGAAGGAAGCCAAGGAGCAGGAUGAUCUAGCCUCGGAAUCUAAAGACAAAACCACGAAUGUAAUUCCGUUACAUUCGUCAUCGAGCGCGCGCAAAGCCCGCUGAGUUUUUCGCCUCGACACCCGUCUCCUCUUUGAGAGAUAAGUUCCCAUGCGAUUCUUCAGACUCACAUUCAAGUGUUUCGUAGAUUGUUUUUGAAGGUGCUCUCAAAUUCGGUGUCUUUCUUUGGGGGCAAGUGUCCUUUAUUUUUAUACACCUCAAAUGUAAUAAACAUUUAAUUCUGAUCUCCGUCUCAUCGUUGCGCGUUUGACAUUGCUAUACGAUAAUAGAGAUACAAAUUAUACCUAUUCAAGUGAUUUAUCAUACCCUUAAAUUAAAAAGGGCAAAAAAAUCAGAUCCUAUUCCAAUAGGAUUGCCAGAAGAAGAACAAAGGACCAUCUUGGGGUCCAGGGAAAUCGACCCGAACGAAUAAAAGCUUAAGAACGCGGUAUCUAUUGUCCCGAAUCGUCAACGAUCUUUCCACUGGUUUCCUCCUCAGUAUUAGUGGGAAAUUGAGGGUGCAUUGUUUACAAGAGCGUAAUUGGCAUGGAGAAACCUGCAUUCGAAACUGACUGCUGUGCUGUGAACGUGGUCCUCGGGGAGGAGAAAAAGGGUCACCUCAUUCCGAACGGAAACGGGCACCAAGUUGGCGUGAACGGAAGCCUCAUUGGUGGAACUGACGGGGCAGGAUGCGGAUCCACACCUGGCACGAUGUCGUCAGUGGAGAAGCCAGUGCCAGGGUAUCCCGAACGAGAGCAAUGGACCAGACAGAUGGAUUUUAUCAUGUCCUGCGUCGGCUUCGCUGUAGGGCUGGGAAACGUCUGGCGCUUCCCUUACCUAUGCUACAAAAAUGGUGGAGGAGUGUUUCUGAUUCCCUACCUCAUUAUUGGGGUUGUUGGGGGAAUUCCUAUAUUCUUCCUGGAGAUUGCAUUGGGACAGUUUAUGAAGGCUGGCAGCAUCAACGUGUGGAACAUCGCACCUCUAUUUAAAGGGCUGGGGUAUGCCUCCAUGGUCAUAGUGUUCUUCUGUAACACCUACUACAUCAUGGUCCUAGCCUGGGCCUUCUACUAUUUCAUCAAGUCCUUCAACGCUACCCUGCCCUGGUCCACCUGUGACAACCCCUGGAACACGCCCAGCUGCAUCGAGAUCUUUCACCAUGAAGACUGCCUGAAUGGCACCAUUGGCAACACUACCUAUGGCAACAUGACAUGUGAGGAGCUGGCAGAUGGGCGUUCUCCCAUUAUUGAAUUCUGGGAGAACAAGGUGCUGAACAUCUCACAAGGGCUGGACUACCCAGGAUCCAUCAACUGGGAGCUGUUGCUGUGCCUGGCGGCUGUCUGGGUGAUGGUGUACUUCUGUGUGUGGAAGGGGGUAAAGUCCACAGGCAAGAUUGUGUAUUUUACUGCCACGUUCCCCUACGUCGUCCUAAUCAUCCUCCUGGUGAGAGGGGUGACUCUUCCUGGUGCCUACGAUGGAAUCAUGUACUACAUCAAGCCUGACUGGUCCAAGCUUGGCGAGGCGCAGGUGUGGAUUGAUGCUGGCACACAAAUCUUCUUCUCUUAUGCUAUUGGGCUUGGAGCUCUCACUGCCCUAGGCAGCUACAACAGAUUCAACAAUGACUGCUACAAGGAUGCCUUCAUGCUAGCUCUAAUCAACAGUGGCACCAGUUUCUUUGCUGGCUUUGUGGUGUUCGCCAUUCUAGGCUUCAUGGCAAACGAGCAGGGAGUGGACAUCUCCCAAGUGGCUGAAACAGGUCCUGGCUUGGCCUUUAUUGCGUAUCCUAAAGCUGUGACUCUGAUGCCAAUGCCCCCGGUCUGGGCUGCUCUCUUCUUCUUUAUGCUGCUCGUACUGGGUCUUGACAGUCAGUUUGUUGGAGUGGAAGGUUUUGUAACUGGGAUUCUAGAUCUCUUUCCUGGAAAGUAUUACAUGCGCUAUAAGCGUGAAAUCUCUGUGGCAAUCUGCUGUUUAAUGUGCUUUAUUAUAGAUCUCUCCAUGGUUACACAGGGAGGGAUGUAUGUCUUCCAGCUUUUUGAUUAUUAUUCCGCCAGCGGUAUGACCCUGUUAUGGCAAGCAUUCUGGGAAUGCAUAGUUGUCAGCUGGGUCUACGGUGCUGACAGGUUCAUGGAUGACAUUGCUCGUAUGAUUGGUUACCGGCCUUUUCCUUGGAUGAAGUGGUGCUGGUCGUUUAUUACUCCAUGUGUUUGCAUGGGUAUCUUCCUAUUUCACCUGUUCAACUACAAGCCUCUUACCUACAACAAUACAUAUGUGUACCCAUGGUGGGGUGAGGUGAUUGGUUGGUGUAUGGCUCUGAUGUCCAUGCUCUGUAUUCCUGUCAGCGUGCUGUACAAGCUCUGCAGGGCCACUGGAACCUUCAAGGAGCGUUGGGAGAAGCUGACCAAACCACAAUGGGGUCCCCAUCACCUUGAAUAUAUGGCGCCUGAUACUGACAUCAAGAGCCUGGCCUCCCUCUCUGCCAGCACUGAAGACAACAAGGUUAUCAUCUUUGAAAGUGGUAUGUAGGCUAUAGCCUACAGGAAAGCCUUUGACAACACUCUAAAGAUCAGAUGAUUCUGGAUCUUGGCCUAACCAUGAUAAUUUAUGUAAUAAUUGAUGUAUUCAUUUGGGUUAAUGACACAAUCAAAAAAGGAUUCACCUGGUAAUUAUGUGCAAUUAAUUAGAGGAUGAAGAUAAUGUACACACACGGUUCUCUGAACCUAUACAAAAUCAAUUCACAACCGUCUAUUGGACGGUCGAUAAUCUUCACCUGGGAUGUUGAUAAUCAAUGUCCUGAUUGGUCCAUUCUAUAAACUGGUGCCGUGUAGUCUUUGGGGGGGGGGGGGGUUGAUCUGAUACCCAAACUGUCCCCCCCUGUCUGUGACUCCAUCAGGCCAGAGCCAUAGUCUACCAAUGUGUAGCCCACCACCUCACCCAGUAUGGCAGAAUUUUUACAGGCUAUCUUUAAGACUGAUAUGGAAUUCCUUGAAAUUACACAUUACUGCAAGACCAAUCAUGUGGUACGGAGGGUUUGUGUAUCAAACGGUGUAGUUCUCCUUUAUAAGAAAUCUUGCAUAAAAAUCUAUUUGGCUAAUUUGAUACAUGAAAAUCUAUGUAUUACACAUUGAGAGUAAGCAUUUUAGGGUAAGGUCUACUACAYCUGUUGUAUUYGGCGUAUGUGACAAAUAAAGUUUGAUUUGAUUUGAGAUAUGAAUAUAUAAUCAAAAGCAUUAGUUCAAUUGAUAUUAUAUCAUAUACUGUAUAAUACACUACAGUUUGUCGAUUUGGCUGAGUUGAUAUAUAAAAUACAGCAUUUUUUCCAAUUGACUUCAAUAUCUGGCUUCUUUAGGCCCCUGAAGUUAUGUAGUUGCCAAACUGUCAAAAUGACCAUCUUUGAUCAUUUGAGCUUGUGUAAUGUGUCUUUCAUGGUGACAAUAGUCCUCAGAACUUUAGACAUAAACUAAAGAUUGAUUCAGUGCCAAAAUGGAGCAUACUUGUCAUUCUCUUGUUAUUGAUAGAGAAUGGUUUUGGUUGCCAUAUACACUAUCUAUUUUUAUUUGCCUAGAUCAGUCUGAUAUAUAUUGUGUCUUCCGAUUUAACUGUCUGAUGUUUGGGAACAUCUUGAAAGCAAACAAUGCAGCUCUUACUCAUGAAGCAGUUUAGAUGCCUUGAAACAUUUUCAUUGAUAAGUGUGUCUACAGAUUUAAAAAAAAAAAAUCAACAAUAAUCACUAAAUUUAACUGUUCUGUAAGAUCUAAGAUCACUCCUCUCUAAUUCAAAAAAGGUGACUGGUUGAUGUAUUGCCCGUAAUGGCCAUUAAAAACAAAUAAUCCAAUACUUCCUCUGGCAUUAACUUGCAAAAUGAUCACUUGGCCAAGUGGUAAGGAUUUAAGGAUUUACCUCAUAUUUCAACCAACCUAUUGUUACAAAGACAAGUACAUCUCUGCAGCAUGUAGGAGGACAGUAUUUGGAUCUAACUACAACAUUGCCACAACAAGUAGCUGCUGUGCCAUUUGCCAGUGACUGGAACAGGGUGAUGAGUAACUAACUGUAAGGUGUUAUAUCAUGAGUUUAACUCUGAGUAUUACACACACAGUAUUGAUGUUGCAGCCGUACAGGAGCUGGACACGUAGAUCAUUGCCUUAUGUUGUUUGUCUUAAAUCUAGAGCCCAUAUGUCAACUCUGACUAGCCAUAUUCUUACCUGGUCCUCUGUGGAACAGUCUUGAAGAUAACCAAAUGGGAAUUCUGCCAUUUACCAGGAUAUGGAUAACAUAUGAUUUAUUUCGAUAUUGAAAAGAUCAUUAGAAUGUAAAAUAUAUGAAAUAAUGCAAUGCUAAAAACUACAUUUGCACAUUGUAAAAUAUCUCGCUAGCACUUUUUUUAAAAAUCGUGUUAGAAUAACAAUUUUUGUUUUGUUUUACAUAUUGUAAAAUAAAUCAGAGAUUUUAUUUUGUGAAGGCUUUUAUUUUGCUUAUACAUACAGUAUAAAAAAAAUAUAUUGAAUAUCUUGUGUGUUAUAUUUUAAAAAAGUUUGAUGCAGUAUGUAAUUUUGAUGAAGAUUUCUAAGGGGAAGAGCAUGUGCCAUUGAGAUGCUGCGAUGCAGUACUACUCGAAAGGCUUGUGUGAUUCAUAACACACAGAAGGGAUUUUUGGUUUCAAAUAUCAAGUGCUCCAGUGUUAAGUAGCCUAAUAGAUUAUUUGUGUGUGUUUAAUUACAGUAUUUCCCUCAGACCACCCAGAGCUCAGUUAAACUUUAAUAUUUCUCAGAAAGACCUUCUAAUUUGGUCCACACAACACAGGAGUAUUCAUUUGAUUAAGAAUUAAAAGAUUUUGGAAUAUUU
Salvelinus sp. IW2-2015 is the source of this 4976-nucleotide messenger RNA. It is a transcript of the gene slc6a8, whose product is annotated as solute carrier family 6 member 8. Gene Ontology annotation, cellular component: plasma membrane. The record is from RefSeq and is a predicted model, not a curated record. Gene Ontology annotation, biological process: sodium ion transmembrane transport. NCBI's taxonomy places the organism in Eukaryota, Metazoa, Chordata, Actinopteri, Salmoniformes, Salmonidae. Gene Ontology annotation, molecular function: gamma-aminobutyric acid:sodium:chloride symporter activity.